AAUAAAUGUAACGAAGAAGAAAAAUCUCGCGAUAGUUCUUGGAGUUCACGUUACCGGCAUGGAAGAAAUGUUGGCUUUUGUGAUGUUUCAGUGUAGCCCUCCUCAAUAAAAAUGGCAGCAGUUCCUGGACUGAGAGCCCUCCUCGCUGUGCAGCGAUCGGUGACAUUGCAGCCCAGCUUUUUUGGCUUCAUUCCAAUACAUUUUGCAUCAGCCUGCUUCCCCAGAAGGCUUUACAGUACUUCGACAGGAAGUACUGAAACAAAGCUACCGGUAAACCCGGAGAAUGAAUCUCUGCUCGAGAACUUGAACCUCAUGGGAGUUGACGUGAGGAUGGCACGCCAGCGUCAGCCUGGGGUGCUUCGUAAAACCUUCACUAAUGAGCACGGCCUCGCUCAGUUCCUGCAAGGAAAAGGUGCCAGCCGCAAAGUCAUUGCUAGCAUAAUAUCCCGUUAUCCCCGAGCCAUCACUCGCUCCAUUGAACACUUGGAACAACGCUGGCAGCUGUGGAGAAACAUCUUCCAGACGGACGCAGAAAUCGUAAGCAUCCUGGAUCGCUCACCUGAGUCGUUUUUCCGCUCCAGUGAUAACGACAACUUGGAGAAGAACAUAGAUUAUCUGGUCUCACUGGGACUAAAUGCCAAAGACCUCCACCGGCUGCUGACCACAGCACCGCGGACUUUCUCCAACAGCUUAGAGCUAAACAAGCAAAUGGUGGAGUUUCUGGAAGAUAUCUGCACAGAGCUCGGUGGAAGUAACCCAGAGCAGUUUGCAAAAAUGGUCAUAACAAGAAAUCUUUACAUUCUAAUCAGAAGCACUAAGAGAGUCAAGACAAACAUCGACAACCUGAAAGCAUCUCUUAAGUUGAGUGAUUCAGAACUGCUGGCUCUUCUUCAAGGCCACGGGGCAGAAAUUUUGGACCUUUCCAAUGAGUACCUGAAAAAGAAUUUCAACAGCCUGGAGCAGAAGAUGACCGCACUUGGCUGUCGGAAAGCUGAUGUUAAAAAACUGAUCAUCAACUAUCCGAUGAUUCUCUACAUUGGGCCUGACACUCUGAGCUCUAAACUAGACUGUCUUCUAAAAGGAGGAAUAACAAUGAAGCAGAUACUGGAAAAGCCCAAAGUUUUGGACUACAGCACACAAAACAUUACAGGGCGACUAGAGGAACUGAGAAGGGUGGGCUAUGACUUCCAGAAGAAUGGCAUCAACAUCCUCGAUUCAAGUCGAAAGCGGUUUGCCGCAAAGAUAGAAAAACUUUCUGCCUCACCAGAAGAGUGAGUGUAGCUUGCUGCCUGUCAGACAGUGUUGGCUGAUACUUUUUCAUUUUUUUGAUGUAAGAAUGAACAGAUUUCAUGUUCAGAGAUAGUAUGAUUGAGCUCUUUUAAUAACCCAAACUUAAUUUCAGCAUUGAAAUCUAAACAUUGUGCCUGUGAUAUUCUUCUAGUCUCACAAAAGUAAUUAAAGCAGUAAAAAUCAUAAAUUGAAGGUCUGGGGACAUUUGAAGCUAAUGAGUAAAAGGAAAUUGUCAGUGGAUUACCUCCUUAUGUAAUGUUUCAGGUGUUUUAAUCCAUCAAUACAUAAAUAUGCUGUCUUGAAAUAAAAAAAAAAUGCAAAAGGUGAAA
Oreochromis aureus is the source of this 1619-nucleotide messenger RNA. RefSeq names its product transcription termination factor 1, mitochondrial. The transcript has 2 exons. Gene Ontology annotation, cellular component: mitochondrial matrix. Bases 112 to 1275 code for a protein of 387 amino acids. Lineage: Eukaryota; Metazoa; Chordata; Actinopteri; Cichliformes; Cichlidae. Gene Ontology annotation, molecular function: double-stranded DNA binding. Gene Ontology annotation, biological process: regulation of DNA-templated transcription; termination of mitochondrial transcription. The record is from RefSeq and is a predicted model, not a curated record.